Vitis riparia (riverbank grape) is the source of this 952-nucleotide messenger RNA. RefSeq names its product calcium-binding allergen Bet v 3-like. The record is from RefSeq and is a predicted model, not a curated record. The transcript has a single exon. NCBI's taxonomy places the organism in Eukaryota, Viridiplantae, Streptophyta, Magnoliopsida, Vitales, Vitaceae. Gene Ontology annotation, molecular function: calcium ion binding. The coding region runs from base 125 to 703 and encodes 192 amino acids.
CCUCAUCGAGAGCAAAGCAGGAAACAGAGAUUCCGAGCCACGCUCCCCUUUUUCCAUCGCUGUAGUGUCACGGACUUGGGUAUUUCCAAAUCGCCAGUUCGCCACUCAGAUAAUAAAAAGAACAAUGGAAUCAGGUGGAGCCGGUCGGAGAAGCUUAAGCAUCAACAACCGCUCAUUCCGGCUCCGCUGCCCCAGCCUCAACUCCGUCCGCCUCCGCCGCAUCUUCGACCUAUUUGACAAGAACUCCGACGGCACCAUCACCGUCACGGAGCUCAGCCAGGCCCUCGCCCUCCUGGGCCUCGACGCCGACCUCCCCGACCUCCAGUCCAUCGUCCAGUCACACAUCAAGCCCGGCAACCUCGGUCUCGAAUUCGAUGACUUCGCGGCCCUCCACCUCUCCCUGAACGACACCUACUUCUUUGACGUCGAAGAAGAGUUAAAAGGAGACGGCGCCGAGCAGUCGGAGCUGUCGCAGGAGGAGUCUGACCUAAACGAGGCCUUUAAAGUGUUCGACGAAGACGGCGACGGAUACAUCUCGGCGCAGGAGUUGCAGGUGGUGCUGGGGAAAUUAGGGCUAGCGGAGGGGAAGGAGAUAGGGAGAGUGAAGCAGAUGAUAACAUCAGUGGACAGAAACCAGGACGGGCGCGUGGAUUUCUUUGAAUUCAAGGACAUGAUGCGAAGCGUAGUUGUUCGGAGCUCUUGAUGAUGAUCUUCUUCUCCAGCUUGAAAAAAUGCGUAGCUUUUUUUUGUUUUGAUUUUUGUGGAUGUUUUAUGAAAAUUGGGGAUGAUACACUCGUACACAUGCUCUUUGUACUGGGUGUGUCGUGUGUGUACAUACUCCUGUUCUACGUGUACGUGCACUUUGGGUUUUUUAAACUUAUUUUACAAAGAUUAAACUGUAAUUUUACUUACAUCAAUGGCAUCCAAAGGACACAAAUAUUCAAAAUUCAAA